Messenger RNA from Orycteropus afer afer, 1432 nucleotides. Lineage: Eukaryota; Metazoa; Chordata; Mammalia; Tubulidentata; Orycteropodidae. The record is from RefSeq and is a predicted model, not a curated record.
CCCGCCGUUAGUAGGCUCCAGGCCUCAAUGAGAAGCCCAAACAUGGAGACAUUCAAGCAGCAGAAGGUGGAGGACUUUUAUGACAUCGGGGAGGAGCUGGGGAGCGGCCAGUUCGCCAUCGUAAAAAAGUGCCGGGAGAAGAGCACUGGACUCGAGUACGCAGCCAAGUUCAUCAAGAAGCGGCAGAGUCGGGCCAGCAGGCGGGGCGUGCGUCGGGAGGAGAUCGAGCGGGAGGUGAGCAUCCUGCGGCAGGUGCUGCACCCCAACAUCAUCACGCUGCACGACGUCUAUGAGAACCGUACCGACGUGGUGCUCAUCCUUGAGCUAGUGUCUGGAGGAGAGCUGUUCGACUUCCUGGCCCAGAAGGAGUCACUGAGUGAGGAGGAGGCCACCAGCUUCAUUAAGCAGAUCCUGGAUGGAGUGAAUUACCUUCACACCAAGAAGAUUGCUCACUUUGAUCUCAAGCCAGAAAAUAUUAUGUUGUUAGACAAGAAUAUUCCCAUUCCACACAUCAAGCUGAUUGACUUUGGCCUGGCUCAUGAAAUAGAAGAUGGAGUUGAGUUUAAGAACAUUUUUGGGACGCCGGAAUUUGUUGCUCCAGAAAUUGUGAACUAUGAGCCCCUGGGGCUGGAGGCCGACAUGUGGAGCAUAGGCGUCAUCACCUACAUCCUCUUAAGUGGAGCAUCCCCUUUCUUGGGAGACACGAAGCAGGAAACGCUGGCAAAUAUCACCGCAGUGAGUUACGACUUUGAUGAGGAAUUCUUCAGCCAGACUAGUGAGCUGGCCAAGGACUUCAUUCGGAAGCUUCUGGUUAAAGAGACUCGGAAACGACUCACAAUCCAAGAGGCUCUCAGGCACCCCUGGAUCACGCCUGUGGACAACCAGCAAGCCAUGGUGCGCAGGGAAUCCGUGGUUAACCUGGAGAACUUCAAGAAACAGUACGUCCGCAGGCGAUGGAAGCUAUCCUUCAGCAUCGUCUCCCUGUGUAACCACCUAACCCGAUCCCUGAUGAAGAAGGUGCACCUGAGGACACAUGAGGACUUGAGGAAUUGCGAGAGUGAUACCGAGGAGGACAUUGCCAAGAGGAAAGCCCUCCAUCCCCGCAGGAGGAGUAGUACGUCCUAACUGGCCCAGUUGCAGUGGCCACCUGGGAGGCCCAGGCCCAGAAGGACUCCCAUCUGCACAGACUCUUGGACCCAGACUGUCACCAGUAUCCAGAUGUUCUGCAUUCUUGAGCACUUUGCAAGAGAGAAGAGCCUUCAGCAUUCAGAAGAAUUUGCAGGGGAGCCAGGAAACCCUGGGAGCUGUCACUGUCCCCUGUAGGGGGGCUCCAGCAUUCUGGAGACUCUUAAUUCACCAUAAAACAGGCUUUCACCUGUCUGCCAACCUCAGAACCUGGGGUGGGCGUAUGGACUUAAGAAAACUAUAUAAA